Molecule: messenger RNA, 1239 nt
Organism: Cavenderia fasciculata
Lineage: Eukaryota; Evosea; Eumycetozoa; Acytosteliales; Cavenderiaceae
Exons: 4
Coding region: 1-1239 (412 amino acids)
Biological process (GO): DNA repair
Molecular function (GO): single-stranded DNA binding; ATP binding
Source: RefSeq, a predicted model, not a curated record
AUGAAUAAAAUCGACAAAGAAACAACAAAUGUCAUUCAACAGAUCAAACUUGAUAGUUUAAUAUUACAACAACACAAUAAUAAUAAUAAUAUCACGAGAUAUUAUUGCAAGAACAACAACAACAUUACAUCUAAUAAUGAAACAAAAAAGAUAAAAUAUAUAGAACCAGAUGAAGAAGAGGAAGAGGAGGAAGAAAUGUAUCGCAACAAGAAAAAGAAAAAGAAAUGGAGAGGACCUGUAGGUGGAGGAUAUGAAUCAUAUAAUUUGGAGUGGUAUCAUUUUAAGGGAUUUGAAAAGAUAAAGACAACGCCAACUGGAAUCGCAUCAUUGGAUUAUAAACUAUUAAUUGGUGGUCUUCCAUUCAAUCAUAUAACAGAGUUGUGUGGAGACAGUAGUACUGGAAAGAGUACAUUGUCACUGCGUUGGAUGUCAUUGCUACAGAAACAAGACAGUGAUGCUGCAACUCUUUUGAUAGACUCUGAAAAUAGUUUUACUUCAGACUGGGCAACCAAAUGCAAUGUGGAUUUGGAUCGUUGCUAUGUUGCUCACCCUAAAAACUCUGACGAUUGCUUUGAAAUUCUAUUCUCUUCAUUGGAAAAGAAACUAUUUAAAAUGAUCGUCGUCGAUAGUUUCUUUUCACUCAUUCCAAAUCCUAAAAUAUCCUCCAAAUAUUCUCUCUAUUCUGACGAUCCAAAAUAUACUUUAAACUUUGCAUUGACCUAUCUAAAAUCUUUAUUAAAAGAUUCUGGUUGUGUAUUGGUUAUUAUUAAUCAAUUAAGAUCAAAUAUUAUCAAACCGCCGAGCAGUACAAUCAAGAAAAUUAAAAUUAAAGAAAGAUUGGAAUUACCAACAAAUAAUCCUACCAUUGAUAAUCCUGAUAUUUCAUUUGCAAACUCUAUAAUAGAUGGAUUAACAGAUUUAAAGAUAGAGAUACAAAGAGACAGAUAUCUAUUUAGUAGCAAUGAUGACGAAGAAAUAUCAGGAAUUAGAACCAAUGUUUUAAUCAAAAAGAAUAGUUUACUCGCACAUUCUGAUAAAUCCAUUUCAACUUGUAAAUACCAUAAUCAAUUACUUGAAUUUCAAUCUUCUUUUGAUAUUGAUUACAUUGAUUCUAUAAAUGACGAUCAUGAGAUUAUAGAACUAUCGAAAACUUUAAAUUUAUUACCAUCAAUAACAGAACAACAACAACAACCAAACAAAUCUAUCCUUUUGGAUAGAAUAAAAAGUAUAAUUAAUUAA